UCUCGCUGGCACACCGCAUGCCGCACGUAUUGUCGUCACUUCAGUGUUACUAGUGCCAGAGUGAGCUCUGUAUCCCCGACAAGCUGUUAUUUUUUACCCCUAAUGUGUAGCACCCUCGCUGUAAACAAUCGUGAAAAAAAAAACACUUCCCGCACUUUCGUUGGUAAAUAGUUUGGUUACGGAUUCAUCUGGACAUUGUGCAUUUUCGGGAAUUAGAGUAAGUUAUAUCAAUUGUGUCGGGUGGUUUGGUGGUAAUAGACGGUGAGAGACAGGAGCUGGAGUGAUAAAAGUUUUAUCCGCCGCAGAAACCGCGCGCUGCGGCGGUGACCCUGACAUUCGUGCGUCGUGCCUCAACGAAGAUCGACGCGCGCCGCCACUCCAGUGCCUGCUCUAUGCCGGUAAUCAUCGGGGACGCUGUCCAGUGUGUUGGUGCGGUUAUAUCAGUCAUAAAUACCUCCAUUAAUCGAGUUUAUUUGGCUCCAGAGAUACAACGAAGAAACGUUAAACUCAGAGCGUAAAUGGUAACCUCAAACAAAAUACCUUGUACGGGUGAGAAACAGUGAAAAACGAGUGCCUGAACUCUGAAGUAUUGCCUCUUUUUGACGAAUUUCAAUAAAUAUCUAAAUUUCCAAAUUGCCAAAUUUUCAAAUUUUCAACAAACACUGUUCCCCUCUGACGUUUUAUUAUCACCCAGUGGUGAGUGUCCGUUGAAUGGGAGAGAAACGUGGAGUGAUAGUGAGAGAGAGACAGGUCCUCCAGUAUCUGCGAGGUCUGACAGUGCUAACAAUCGAUCGAGCCCUUGAUAUUGCUAACGUGAUAGUUGGAUCGUGGUGAUAAGUGUCGAGUGGUCAUGGCACCAAGGCGCCACGCGGGUAACGGUCACAUCGGUGGGCUUUUGGAGGUGGCAGGCAAUCACGAGACGAUGGAUAAUUUUGCCAAUGGUCCGAGUAUCAUGGGUAUAACUCACUGCUGCACACCGACUGGUGAGUGUCUGAGAAAUGACAAUCCAAUUCGUAUGAAUGUUCUUCAGGAUGUGGUUAAAGUGACUUGCAACAAUGAUAGUUGUCCGAUGGGUCAGUACAUGCAUCGUGAGUGCUUUGAUGCUUGGGAACAGACAGUUCUCACGUACUUGAAGAACUGUGGAAGGGCUAGGAGUUGGUCUGAGCGUCAGCGUCAUCAGAAUCUGUGGACGAAAAAGGGUUAUGAUCUGGCUUUCAAGGCUUGUGGCUGUCGUUGUGGUCGAGGACAUCUCAAGAAAGAUCUCGAUUGGAUGCCACCGGGAAUCAAUGCCACUGGGUGCAGGAGUGAUGAGGCUGAGGCUAAGAAGAAGAAAAGACGCAACCGUCAGAAUACCAGACCGAGUCUUGCUGUUUCCGCUGGACCACCUCACGGCAAUCAUGCCAAUCGGGCCAGUGAAGCACAAUUGAUCGAGUCCAGGGGAAGGGCUGGAUCAUUGUCUUCCAGCAAUGGAUCGUGCUCACCACCAGCUACCAGUGAGACCAGUGUCAGUCCACUUCAUCAGCCACAGAUGCUCGUCAAGAAGAAAAGCAGAGUCGAAUUUUUCGGGGAUCAUAGGCUUCGUCAAAGCUGCGGAGCGAAUGGUAUUUUUUCUCGUCGUCUGGAUUUCAGUGCAUUCAACAGCCUGCCCAAGACCAAACUCAACUCGUAUCAUAUCAAGAUUGAGGACGAAGGAAAUCACGGAAAUGACGACACGAGGUGCUUCAUACUGUCGACACUUGCUGCACUGCAAUGGUCAAGAGUAUCGUGUGUGUUGUGCAGAGCGGCGAUGCUAGUCUUCGACAGGUAUCCACUGGUGGACGGUACCUUUUUUCUGUCGCCGCGCCAGCACUCACACUCCUGCGCUGAGGUGAAGGUCGAAGGUCGCACGCAAUUUUUAUCGGCAGUGUGCAUGAGCUGCUUGGAGGGCAGUGGAUCGUCCCCAGUGCGAUGCCGCACCUGCACCCAACCGUGGGAUGGAUCGAGUCUUGUCUUGGGGACGAUGUACAGUUAUGAUAUUUUUGCUGCCAUGCCGUGCUGCACUGAACGUCUGAAGUGCAACAGCUGCCAGAAACCGCUGAUCCACCCCCACCAGCGAUUGAACUUUUACUCUGACUACAGUCGUGUUUUUGCGUGUCCCCAUUGUCGCACUGUUGAUGCACAUUUCGUAAAACCACUGUCAGCAUGCUUCACACGUGAACAAUUUCAAUUGUACAGCCAGUGGCCGUAACCACUAGAGAAGCUAGGUGGUUGCCGGUGUAAUAGAAUCAACGAAAUCAAUGACGAUGAUGAAUGUUUUAUCAAAUUAGCUGAAAUUCUAGCACCCGGAUUAUUAUCUAUCGAUAAAAGUCACAUAACGCCCAGUUGCAGUCGAUACGAGCGUACGAGUCAGAUAGCUCGGCGUUAAUUAUCGAUUACUUUCAUUUCACCAUUCUAAUGGACACCAGAGACGAUGGAGUUGGGCUUGGGAUGGAAUACGUGGUCUCUGGGGAUUUAUUCGGGGUCAAUUAUCCCUCGGUGAGGGGGACAAAGUGCUCCAGGAAGCCUCAGAAAUUCUGCCUGUAUUCCCUCGGAUUAUAUCGACUGCAAUACCAUCUCGUUUUUUCAUCAUCACAAUUCGAAAAAAUUGCUUACACUUACACAGAGAAUAAAUAAUCCUUCUUUUAAGAGGAAGGAUAAAUGUUCCUUUUUUUUUGCCUGUGUAAGAAGUGAAUUUGGCAUCAGUUAAUGGAAAAAGCUCUGAACAAAAAGAUUCGGAAGAAAAAUUUUCGAAAAGCGGCACUUUAAUUUUCUUUGCCGCAUAUAUAACAAUAUAAAAACUUUAAAACUAAAAAUGAAAGUGUUCUUGAUUCAAUGUUCAAUGAAAUCCUUGAAUCACGGACACAUUUCCUUGGAAAUAUGUGAAUUUUGCUUGAACCUAGUGUAGAAAUGAAUAGUAAUGUCUUGACUGGUGUCUGUCAAGAAAAUGUCAAAAGUUCUCUCUUACUACAAGAGAAAAGUAAUUGAAAAUAAUAAAAAAAGUCACUUGUUUCGAAGAUUUCUGACCUUUGGAUUUUAAAACCACUUGAUUUUUUCCCUUGAAAGAAGAAUUAUCAUUUUCUGUGCUCACGAGUCGGACUAAAAUCAUAACUCAUCACUUUUUAUAUACCCAGGACCCGAGUAGAGAUACACCCCAAACCGACUUAUCGUCAAUUAUUCUCCUCUGAAACAUCUGAAUCCACUAGAAUGAUGAAAUUUUAAUGAAACAAGCACACGCCCCUUUACAUGUAUUAGUCCAAUUACGCAUAUUGAUUGAAAACCUGAAAAUAGUGUAAGUAAAAAAAAACAAAAAGGCAGAAAAAACUAUUGAGAAACAACUUAAUUUACAUUUGUAUUGAAAAAAAGAAAAUAAUGAAACACUUUUGUUAGGGGGAAAGAAAUACUAUUGUUUGUUAUUUAGAUAAUCGAUAAACAUUGUUUUCUUUUUUAACAUUUUAUUAGUUUAAUGGUAAUGAAGGAUUGAAAAUAAUAUUGUCUAGGCGGCCAUGUUGUUUUGUUUGAGGUUGCGACAGUUUGUCGUAGGUUUUUGUCCCGAAAAAAAUUGACAUUUUCUUCGUUUUCUUUCCAAUUUAUAUGGAUUUUCCUCGCCAAUUGGCGUGCUUCGAGAGCCAUUGGAGAAGGGAAAAUAAAAAUAUUCCGCUUUUUUCCCUCUCGUUUCAAUAGAGCUGUGAAACUCAAUGCCCCUCGGAACAGCGCGGAGAGGAGGAAAAUAAACACCCAAGCAUAUGCAAUACGUGGUAUACAUAUGUAGAAAUGGAGAGUACUCGAGUAUCUCAAGAAUUCACGCGUUUCUUUUCUUCUUUUUUUUUACUUCGCUCUUUCGUUCCUUUCGUUCACCUUUUUUUUUUCUAGCGAUGCUGGUCGUUGCUGCAUACCCAAUAGCGGCCGUCCCGCUGAGUACUAAAGUUAAUGACCGUAUGUGCGUGGUUUUUAUUCACACCCGGCUCCCAGAUAGGAUUUUUCGUUCGCCUAUGUUUUCAUUCGCCUAAGUUUCCAUUUUGGAGAGAGAGGGAAUUAUCGGUAAGGAGAACGAGUUACGUUUGAGAGAAAUAUCUGUGAACUUAAGGAAAGUAGCGGAAUUCUUGUAAUAACCUUUUUUUUUCUAGCUUUCCAUUAGUUCUGAAAAGAAAAGAUUAUUAUGAAAAUGUAUAUAUCAGUCCUAAAUUGCGAUUAGUUUAUCUCUGCGCUGCUGAAUUGUAUUGAGACCGAGUGAUUCUAUACAAACAUGACGUAGGAAUUAAUCAUUAAAAAUUCACAUUAGUAUUUCUCCAAAACCUCUUAUGUCCGAGAUAAUCGCAGUUUCGGAAAGUCAACGAAAAACGUAACGUUUCUUUCUCUUGGAAAAAUAUUUACAAAUGUAUACAAUAGGCCCCAAUUUUAUAUUGCAAAGUAUAUAUUUCUAAUAGUGUAUUUUCUCUCUCUCCUUUCGCCCCAGAAAAUAGUCAAGUAAUUUUUGCCGCAUCACUGAAUUAUUAAUUUUCUCACAGUGCCAAAUACCCUAGAUUUUUUCUUCUGAUUAAUUUGUUAAUAAUCACCCCCUUGCAUUAACAUUCGCCUCAUUUUGCGGCGUAGCUGUCGCGACAAUAUUCCUAACAAUAUGUUAAUUAGAAAAUGGAAAAGAAUUAAAGACGCGGUAAUCGAGACUGAUAAAUACUCCCUACCCGUUUUCAAUUUACCCACCAAAACACUUAAGUGUUUCGCAUAGAUUUCGAGACUCAAAUUUGUAUAAAAAAAAAAUAUAAAUUCCAGUUAAAAUUAGUCGACCCAAUCGUCGCCCCUUCGUUCUCUUAUACUUCAUUUGAAAUUAAUAUAUUGAUAUACCCAAUAUUUAGAAAAAAAUCUGAGUUUGUCGUUUUUGUAUUCUAAGGAUAAACUAAUAUUCUAGCGUAACAUAAUGAGCUAAUCGUGUAUAGAGGACGUUUACGUAAACGUUAAGAUUUUUUCUAGGCAGGGAUCCAUUUAACUUUAAGAAACCACAACUGGGUACUCGGUCGUACUAUUACAGUAAUUGAUGCGAUAAAAAAAAUCAAUUAUUAAAAAAAAAUACAUCUUUCAUUCUAACGUAUCGGUUUCGUCAUUUUAAUGUCCGUCAUGCUUCGGAUGGUAACGUAAUACGAAAUUUAUUUAAAUAUACGUACAAUGAAGUCCUUCCAAUUUGGAGGGAUAAAUAUUCAUCGCAGUAUAUUUUUCACUAUUUACGCCACAAUUUCUUCGAUGAACCCUUUUACCGGUUCCUUGUAGAUUUAGUCCAGUUAAUCAAUGACUGACAAAUUGGAAUAAAUUUAAUCUGCGCAUAUAUUACCAAAAAUAUAAGUCAUGAUGAGUGAAAUUUCCCAGUUUUGAUAAAUACUGAUCUAUCGGAAAACCCAUUGAUCUUAGAAAAAAAAGAGGAAAAAAAUCUUUUCUUGUGGUAAAUUUGAUGAAUUUUUUGAGGGUUUCUCCCUGAAAUCGAGGGUUCUCGAGGCAAAACGAUUUGAUGUAUAGAAUGCAUCAAAAUAAUUGGAAGGACUCCACUGUAAACUCACGUUUAUAUACGAUAAAUAGCAUGCGGAUACCGACGAAAUGGGCGAGAGGAAAAAGUCUGUUCGAAAACGAAGAGCGUAGUAGCGGGGCUAAAUAAUCCAAAAGAGCCAGCACGUAAAAAAUCGUGACAAAAAUUUAGCCGUCCGAUCUCUACUGACGUUUUUAGCGGAUGCUGAAAUAGAGUGUGUGUGAGAGAGCGUGAGCCUCGCUGUCGCGAUAAUCUACUCCCUCGAAUCGAUUUUUCAUCGAUAACAACGAUGUAAAAUACGCGAAGGAACGAUAACCACGCCGGCGAUUCUCUUCCUAAAUAACUAAAUGAUGAUUCAAAUAAAAGAGUAACAAUUUACCGUAUAUUGCUAGAUAAAAUAUAGGGAAUAGUCCUGUAACCGAGGGUGAACGUAUAUUUCUAGAUCAUAAGUUUUAACGAUUAAAAGAAAACUAUCUAGAA
Messenger RNA from Fopius arisanus, 6007 nucleotides. It is a transcript of the gene heca, whose product is annotated as headcase. Lineage: Eukaryota; Metazoa; Arthropoda; Insecta; Hymenoptera; Braconidae. The record is from RefSeq and is a predicted model, not a curated record. The transcript is spliced from 5 exons. Bases 851 to 2227 code for a protein of 458 amino acids.